AUGGAAAAGGGCUAUUUCCUUGGAACUAUAGCAAGGAAUGCAGAUUUUUGUCCAUUGAUUUAUACAAAUUUCAAAGAGUUGCUUAAAGAUGAAGCAGAUCCUAAGUGUCAUAAUGAUCGUAUUUGGAAAUAUAUUAAUACGAAGUUCAACAUUCCUGAGAGAGGAAAAAAAGCAGUAUUUUCUCGAAUAAAUGAUGCUUGGAGACGGCACAAAUACUCUAUCAAGAGAGAUCAUUUCCUAAAGUACUCUAGUAUGAAGGAAAGAUUAAAGAACCGUCCAAAGAGUAUAUCUGAAUAUCAUUUCAAGAAAUUGUUAGUGUAUUGGAAAGAUAAUCAUGUUCAGGAUAUUAGUAAAAAGAAUGCAGGUAAUAGGAGCAAGCAAAAGUUUAUGUAUCAUGUAGGACCAACAAAUUUUGCUAGAAUUCGUGCAAAAUUGCGAGCAAAAAAGGAUGGAGAAGAAGUCACUCAAGCUGAAAUGUUUAUUGAAACUCGAAAAAGUCGCAAGGGAAAACAAGUGGAUGGGGAAACCCAAUUUGCUAUUGAUAAACUUCAAGAAUCUAUUGAAAACUCAGUUGAAGCUGGAACACAAGCAUUUCAAUCAUUGUUUGGGAAAGAAAAGCCCGGUAGAAUGGUUAGAAACAAAGAUGAUCCUCAAGAUGAACAAGAUGAUGAUCUUCAAGAUGACGAUAGUCUUCAAUAUAAUCAAGAUGAUGAUGAUCUUCAAUAUGAUCAAGAUGAUGAUGAUCUUCAAUAUGAUCAAGAUGAUAAUGAUUUUCAAUAUGAUAAUUUUCAAGAUGAUGAUUCUCAUGAACCUCAACACAAUGAAUAUGAUAAAGACCGCCAUUGA
Lathyrus oleraceus (garden pea) is the source of this 846-nucleotide messenger RNA. RefSeq lists its product as uncharacterized. Bases 1 to 846 code for a protein of 281 amino acids. The transcript is spliced from 8 exons. The record is from RefSeq and is a predicted model, not a curated record. NCBI's taxonomy places the organism in Eukaryota, Viridiplantae, Streptophyta, Magnoliopsida, Fabales, Fabaceae.